AUGUCGUCGGCUGUGACGGCGCCACCAGCGCUGUCAGAAAAGCCUUGUUCGGAGGGGAGUGAGUGGCCUGGACAACCUUUUGACUGUCAUCUUUUAGUCCAGAAUGUUUGGUACGACGGAUUCGAGAGGCAUGGCUGGGAUGGAGGCAAUCAUAUCGCCGACCCCGAGGUUUGGGGUCUUGUGGUCAAACGUGGGAAGGGAGAUCUCUGGCGCGUGACCUAUGGAGACAAAAGCGGCCUCGCCGGCGACGAGUAUCUUCAGCAACGGGCGACAGCCUUCAAGAAGAUCCUACCUGAGAGUCCGGACCCCGGAAUUGCGGGGUCACUCAGACCGAUCAAUUCGCACCCACAACCGUUGUGUCGACCAAAUGAGAGUGGUGCUGCUCAUGCGUGUAACCUAUUCGGCGGCCUUGGCUGUAUGACCGCGGUCGUCGACGUUGGCGCUCUAGCAGACCGUCUGAUGGGCAUGUACCAAGGUCAGGCUGACCAAGACGACCUGGAUGUGUACGCCAACGUUCGGCGAGACAAGAUCCUGAAAUACGUCGAUGCCUGA
Messenger RNA from Capronia epimyces CBS 606.96, 552 nucleotides. RefSeq lists its product as uncharacterized. The coding region runs from base 1 to 552 and encodes 183 amino acids. NCBI's taxonomy places the organism in Eukaryota, Fungi, Ascomycota, Eurotiomycetes, Chaetothyriales, Herpotrichiellaceae. The transcript has 3 exons. Gene Ontology annotation, molecular function: FAD binding. The record is from RefSeq and is a predicted model, not a curated record.